UCUCGUUCUCUGAAUGAAUUGAGUUCCUAAUAUCCCUAAUGAAUUUCGUUCGAUGAGAAGUCCAGCGCUGCGCGAUAAUCGGCAAAGGUCUCGAGACAAGCCUCAAUGAAUGCCUUCGGGUUUGAGUCGAAUGUUCCGUCGUGCGCGAUCCACAGUCCUUAGCCGGCAUCUACAGUGAUGCUCACGUCAAAAGUGAGACGGCUCGACUUCGGCGGGAAGAAUCUCGUCAACAGAGUCAAAUGCAGGAUCGACAACCUGCGAAACUGCAGCAUCACAGGAGCGUCUUCGGCGGGCUCGCCGAAAUACCUCUGGAAGGCGCCGCAGGGUCACAGAACCGACUUCUCCGUGUACAACGCGAUCGCGAAACGAAAAACGCCGCUCGUUCUUGAGAGGCAGAAUGUUGUCAAGUGGUAUGCAUGUGGUCCGACAGUGUACGAUCACUCCCACAUCGGUCACGCCUUCUGCUAUGUUAGGUUCGAUAUGAUACGCCGUCUGCUGGAAAAUGCCAACAACUCCGUGAUUUUCGCAAUGAACAUCACGGAUAUCGAUGAUAAAAUCAUCAGACGGAGCAAGGAAACUCAGAGGAGCAGCGUUGAUAUUGCUCGGGAAUUCGAAAAGUCUUUUUUCGAGGAUCUGAAAAGCUUGCAAGUUAAGCCACCCUCGAUCGUACUCAGAGUAACUGAAAACGUACCCCUCAUCGUUGAUUUCAUUCAGAAACUGCUCGAGUCAGGUUGUGCGUACCAGAUCUCAGAUGGAAUCUAUUUCGAUACGGAAAAAGACUCAGACUACCCGAGAUUCCGCGGAGGGGGAGAUGCUUUCACAAGCAGGUUACAGGAUGAGAAGCGCCACUUUGCUGACUUCGUCUUAUGGAAAUUCGCCAAACCUCAAGAGCCUUCUUGGAAUGCUCCCUUCGGAGCGGGAAGGCCUGGUUGGCACGUCGAGUGCUCCGCGAUGGCUUCGAAGAUUUUCGGAUCAUCGGUUGACAUUCACAGCGGCGGAAAAGACCUCGAAUUCCCGCAUCACGAAAACGAAGAAGCUCAGAGUUGUGCUUAUCAUUCUUGCUCGAAUUGGGCAAAGUUCUAUCUGCACUCAGGGCACGUUCAGAUCGACUCUAGAAAGAUGUCAAAGAGCCUGGGCAAUGUUUUGAGCAUCAAAGACUAUCUGGAAAGCGGCACAUCGGACGAGCUCCGGAUGAUGUGCUUGCGGGUACCAUAUCGUUCCGAUAUUCAUUAUUCGGAUGAACUUCAUGCGAGAGCGAAAAAGAAUCUCGCGAUUCUCAAGUCCAUUCUCACUGAUUGCGAGGAUUAUCUCCGGGGCAAGUUCCGGGCGGAUGUCAACGAGGAGAAACUUCUUCAGAACCUGUUUUUGACAAAACUCAAAGUUGAAGAGUCCUUCCGAGAUGACUUCGAUUUCUCCGAGGCCACGACCGCCGUCUUGGACCUGGUCCAAAUGCUCGGCGCAGAACUUCAAGAAACUGACGCUCAUUCCUCGACGGCGUACGUGGCGGUGUCCUCCUUGAAGGAUUUCAUUCGGCUGUACUUCGACGUUCUAGGCGUUCGUCUCGGGCGAGAGACUCAGGAGUCGGGAAACGUAGAUCGAGCCGAAGACGUUGUACACACUUGCAUGAAUUUUCGAUGUGAUGUGCGCUCGGCCGCUCUCGCUAUGAAAUCUGAUGAACGGUUGAAUAUCUUGAAGCUCUGCGACGGAUUCCGUGAGGAUCUGAAAGCCAAGGGAAUCGUGGUGAGGGACAAGCGAACCUAG
Messenger RNA from Galendromus occidentalis (western predatory mite), 1761 nucleotides. RefSeq names its product cysteine--tRNA ligase-like protein, mitochondrial (gene CysRS-m). The transcript has 4 exons. The coding region runs from base 178 to 1761 and encodes 527 amino acids. Gene Ontology annotation, cellular component: cytoplasm. Gene Ontology annotation, biological process: cysteinyl-tRNA aminoacylation. Lineage: Eukaryota; Metazoa; Arthropoda; Arachnida; Mesostigmata; Phytoseiidae. The record is from RefSeq and is a predicted model, not a curated record. Gene Ontology annotation, molecular function: ATP binding; cysteine-tRNA ligase activity.